This is a messenger RNA of Trichoplusia ni (cabbage looper), 2036 nucleotides long. It is a transcript of the gene Orc2, whose product is annotated as origin recognition complex subunit 2. Gene Ontology annotation, molecular function: DNA replication origin binding. The record is from RefSeq and is a predicted model, not a curated record. Lineage: Eukaryota; Metazoa; Arthropoda; Insecta; Lepidoptera; Noctuidae. Gene Ontology annotation, biological process: DNA replication. The coding region runs from base 315 to 1982 and encodes 555 amino acids. Gene Ontology annotation, cellular component: nuclear origin of replication recognition complex; nucleus. The transcript has 8 exons.
AACGACUGUCAUAGAUGUAGGAAUAACAGCCGCGACCCACAAUUUAAUCCGGCCCUGAAAGUAGCUGUGUGCUUUGGCUCAAUCCUAUAGAUGCCAAUUCCGUGUCCAUAGUUUCACGUAUUUAUUUUUGUCAGGAUGCAUGAAGAAAUAAGUUAAAUGAAAGUACCAGUUAUAUUUAAGUAUUGCCUAAACCGUUAAAAUAUACCUUACUUUUGUCAUUAAAAUAAACUAUUCCAUCCAUGUGGUCAUGCUACGAGUCAACAGAAGGUAUAGAAAAAAUCGUUUUUUUUUAUACUCUGUGAUAAAAACCUGUCAUGCGAAUGUGCGAAAUGCAUGCGAAUGACAGCAGAGAUGCAAAUAAAUUUACCUCGCCAUCAAGAAGGCCUACUAGAGUGAGAGCAAAGCCAAAGAAGUAUGGGGAUUUUCUUGACCUAACACCAACUAAACAGAAAUCUUAUAAAGAUAUAUCCAGUACAGAUGAAGAGAGUGAUCAUGAUCUGAAUGAAGCUCCUCAGAAGCCUACAGCCUUAUUCUGUGAUGAUGAUGUUGAAGGUCAAGAUAUGUUUAAAUUCAAGUCUCGCCAUACAAAACAUGAUCUACACAAUAAAGUUAAAGCAGCCAUUAGCAAUUCUCCAAAAGCUUCUGAUUCCCCAAUGAAGACACCAAGGAAACUGGUACAUUCAGCCUUACUGAAUAGUCCUCAUGUCAAAGUAUCAGAAGGAACACCGAAACAGGUCAAAGACAUCAUUAAAAAAAGAAUUAUCAAUGAAGUGGAUUCUGAUAGUGCUGAAAGUGAUUUUUCUGGUGGCAGCAGCAGUGACUUUGUACCUGAAGAAAGUAAUCAUGAGACUGACUCUGCACCUUCAUCUGCUUCCUCUGAAGAUGAAGAGGAAACACAGCAACCAAAAGGAACAGUGGGCAAAGCUCCCAAAACCAAAGAUAGUAAAACUAAGGUCAAUGACUCAGAGUACUUUGUAACUCCCGACAAUUACUUCAUGAUGCAUUCUAGUAAAAAGAUAGCAACAUCUGAUCAUACCUUGGCAAGGCUCAAAAACCUGAAUAUAGAUGAAAAUGAAGCAGAAAACAUUGAACUAUCAUCAGAACAUAAAAGUUGUAUUGACAAUCUUUGCCAGACACACAAACAACUGUACAAUAAAUGGUUGUAUGUUAUGAGUGAAAAUUUCAACAUAAUUCUUUAUGGGAUUGGUUCCAAACGAUCACUGCUUCAACAAUUUCAGAAACAGAAGUUAAAAGAAUUCCCUAGUAUUGUGGUCAAUGGAUUUUUCCCGAGUUUAACAAUCAAGAGUAUUCUAGAAACUAUUGUAAUCGAUCUAUUAGAAAAUAGUUCAGUGCCUUCCAAUAUAGGAGAUAUAGUCAAUUUGAUUGAUACUCAGCUGACUGAAAACCAAAUGGAUUUGUUUCUUAUUGUACACAAUAUAGAUGGGACUAUGUUACGCAAUUCGAAAGCGCAGUCAACGUUAGCCAGUUUAUCACAAAUAAAAAAUGUUCAUACUAUUGCGACUAUUGAUCAUAUUAACGCGCCAUUGUUGUGGGAUCACAAUAAACUGAGCAAAUUUAAGUUCACUUGGUGGGAUGUCACAACUUUUAUGCCGUACAUCGAAGAGACAUCGUAUGAAAACUCUUUGAUGACACAUCGCAGUGGCGCUCUUCAACUCUCGUCACUCAAGAGUGUUUAUCAAUCUCUUACUUCAAAUGCUAAAGGCAUAUUUAAAAUCAUUAUAGAAUAUCAGUUGGAAAACCAGAAACAGGCUCAUUAUCAAGGGUUGCCAUUCAAGGACUUGUAUUCAAAGUGCAGAGAACAGUUUUUAGUAAGUUCAGACCUCGCGCUAAGGGCACAACUCACAGAAUUUCUCGAUCACAAAUUGGUUAAAAUGAAACGGACAUACGACGGCAGUGAAAAUCUGGUAAUACCUAUUGAUAAUGUACUCUUGCAACAAUUUUUAGAACCCCAAAUUAGUUGAUACUAGUAUUGUUUACGAGUGUUUUCUUUGUCAUAAUUAAAUUUGAAAAGUUCA